This is a messenger RNA of Ostrinia nubilalis (European corn borer), 666 nucleotides long. RefSeq names its product protein D2-like. The transcript has a single exon. The record is from RefSeq and is a predicted model, not a curated record. Lineage: Eukaryota; Metazoa; Arthropoda; Insecta; Lepidoptera; Crambidae. The coding region runs from base 6 to 653 and encodes 215 amino acids.
UUGUCAUGAAUAUUGUUUUGCGUAAACGUAUUUGUUCAAGUUAUCUUUUUCUUGAAUUUAUUCUAUUUUUGUUCGGGCAAAGUAUUGUUAAAGCAAUGUCUGUUCAAACACUUUUCAAGCAGCAAUGUAUUGUUCCGGAUGUACUCACAACUGCUCCAUCAGAGUUAUUGGAUAUUCAAUACCCUAGCGGAGUUCGCGUGGACAUGGGUAAGGAACUUACUCCAACGCAAGUAAAGGAUAAGCCUGUUGUGAAAUGGACACCAAAGGAAUCCGAAUAUUACACUUUAGCUAUGGUUGAUCCUGAUGCACCAAGUCGUGAAAAUCCUAAGUUCAGAGAAUGGCAUCAUUGGCUUGUCGGGAAUAUUUUUGGAGGAGAUAUGAACAAAAGUGAAGUUUUAUCUGAUUAUAUUGGAUCUGGCCCACCAAAAGGUACAGGACUUCAUCGCUAUGUAUUCUUGUUAUAUAAACAGCCAGAGAAAUGUGAUUUUUCAAAAAUAUCAAAACUCCCAAACAACUCCGGAGACAAGAGAGGAAAGUUUUCCAUUGCAAAAUUUGCUCAACAAUAUAAACUAGGAACGCCUGUUGCCGGAAAUUUUUACGUUGCAAAAUACGACGAUUAUGUUCCAAAAUUGUAUGCCAAAUUGAAGGGCUAAUAAUAAUAUAACG